This is a messenger RNA of Chelmon rostratus (copperband butterflyfish), 2275 nucleotides long. Its product is annotated as broad substrate specificity ATP-binding cassette transporter ABCG2-like. The transcript has 19 exons. Lineage: Eukaryota; Metazoa; Chordata; Actinopteri; Chaetodontiformes; Chaetodontidae. The coding region runs from base 165 to 2108 and encodes 647 amino acids. Gene Ontology annotation, cellular component: plasma membrane. The record is from RefSeq and is a predicted model, not a curated record. Gene Ontology annotation, molecular function: ATP binding; ABC-type transporter activity; ATP hydrolysis activity.
ACCACUGAACCAACCGCUCUCACACACACAUUGAUCCUGCAGUCAGUGUCCUGAGGUCUGUGAGGAUUUUCACGCUUCAGCAGGACUAAAGCGUUUGGCGAGCGGCGUUAGCUACAGGAAACGGUUUCUUCAGUGUUUUGCAUUCAGGAGGAAAGAGGUCGAGGAUGGCAGACGACCAAGUGAUGAUGGAGCUCGGGCUGAAUGGAGCCUCAAAACACCAGAUUGCAGGUUCGGGCAAGCAGGGCGCCACCGUCAGCUUUCACAACAUCCAUUACAAGGUGACGGUGGGAGGAAACUGUCUGUGCCGGAAGAAGAGUACGACCAGAGUCAUCCUCAGCGACGUCAGCGGGAUCAUGAAGCCGGGUCUGAACGCCAUCAUGGGACCGACGGGAAGCGGCAAGUCAUCGUUUCUGGAUGUUCUGGCAGCCAGGAAGGACCCCGCAGGCCUGACGGGAGAGGUUUUGAUCGACGGAGCGCCUCAGCCUCCAAACUUCAAGUGUCUGUCUGGAUACGUGGUGCAGGACGACGUGGUGAUGGGAACUCUGACGGUCCGAGAGAACUUCAGCUUCUCUGCGGCGCUGCGCCUCCCGUCGUCCAUCCCGCAGAGGGAGAAGGAGCAGAAGGUCAACACCCUGAUCAAGGAGCUGGGACUGGGCCGCGUGGCCGACUCCAGGGUGGGCACCCAGCUGAUUCGCGGGAUCUCUGGUGGCGAGAGGAAGAGGACGAACAUCGGCAUGGAGCUGAUCAUCGACCCGUCCGUCCUCUUCCUGGACGAGCCGACCACGGGCCUCGACGCCAACACGGCUAACUCCGUGCUGCUGCUGCUAAAACGGAUGGCGAACCACGGUCGCACCAUCAUCCUCUCCAUCCACCAGCCUCGAUACUCCAUCUACCGCCUGUUCGACAGCCUCACCCUGCUGGUCAACGGCAAACAGGUUUACCACGGUCUGGCGCAGAGAGCCGUGGAGUAUUUCUCAGACAUCGGAUACACCUGUGAGCCCCACAACAACCCUGCCGACUUCUUCCUGGACGUCAUUAAUGGAGACUCUACGGCCGGUAUCCUCAGCGACGGCGAUGAAAAAAGAGAUGAACCUGAUUCAGAAUCCAUAUCGAAGUCCAGACAGGGGAUCGAGCAAAAACUGGUGGAGGUGUAUAGAAACUGCCACAACUUCAAACAGACCGAGGCAGAGCUGGAACGGAUAAUUGAGGGUAAGCCGACUACCAAACCGAGUCACGCUAGAACCAUCACCUACAACACCGGCUUCCUCACCCAGUUCAGAUGGGUUCUCAAGAGAACGUUCCGCAACCUCCUGCUCAACCCUCAGACCUCCAUUGCUCAGGUGGGGGUAACGUUGUUCCUCGCUCUGGUCGUAGGAGCCCUUUUCUUUGACAUCAAAGAAGAUCAAAGUGGAAUUCAGAACAGGUUCGGCGUUCUCUUCUUCGUCGUCGUCAAUCAGUGUUUCAGCUCCCUGUCAGCUGCUGAACUCUUCAUCGCUGAGAGAAAAAUCUUCAUUCAUGAGUCAAUCAGCGGUUACUACAGGGUGUCGGUGUACUUCCUGGCGAAGAUGCUGUCUGACAUCCUCACGCUGAGGAGCAUCCCCUCCAUGGUGUUAACCUGUGUGGCCUACUUCAUGAUUGGUCUGAAGCCGACAGCUGAAGCCUUCUUCCUCUUCAUGUUCACCUUGGCUCUGGUCGCCUACACCGCCACCUCCAUGGCUCUGGCCAUUUCAGCCGACCAGACCGUGGUGGCGAUCGCCAACAUCUACAUGACCAUUUGCACCGUGUUCAUGAUGAUCUUUGCAGGUUUGCUCGUGAAUCUUCCCUCCAUCGUCAGCUGGCUUGCCUGGUUAAAAUACUUAAGUAUUCCACGAUAUGGCUUCAGCGCUCUGCAGAUUAACGAGUUUACUGGGCUGAACUUCUGUCAGGGCUUUAACAUCAGCGACAUUCCACCUGGACUUCUUUGUACAGGGGAGGAGAUUAUAAUGGAGCAGGGCGUGGACUACUCCGCCUGGGGCUUCUGGCAGAACCACAUGGCUCUGUGCAUCAUGAUCAUGUGCUUCCUCACCAUCGCUUACCUCAAACUACGCUUCAUCAAGAAGUUCACCUAGACCUUCAUCAUCAUCACUGUCGUCCUCAUCAAUGUCAUCAUGAUCGACACGAUGGAAACCACAUCACCGGCAUCACCCCUCCUCAUCACCGUCAUCAUGAUCGAAACCACAUCACUGGCAUCACCCUCCUCAUCAUCACCAUCCUCAUCACUAUCGUCAUCAUUAUC